AUGCAAUGUGACCCUUUCAGUGCGCAGGCCAUCGGAGAGACAAAGCUGGUGAUCGACCAUGACGGUGGAGCCGACGACGCUAUUGCUAUCUUUGAAGCGUUGCUCUAUGAACAAUAUUUCAAUGGUCCGCAGGUGCUGGCUAUUACGACCACCCACGGCAACGUGCCCGAAGACCAGGCAUUCGUCAACACUCAGAGAAUCCUGAACGUCGCUAAGAGGCGAGAUGUGCCAAUCUACAGAGGCAGCAAGAACGCCCUGACAAUCGAUGUACCAUCGGACGAUUUUUUCGGCACCGACGGCCUUGGAGACUUGCCACCCAGACGCAUACGGCCCUUACCAGCACGACCGGGGCAUGCCGCGCUCGCACUCAUAGAAUUGACCAAAAAAUAUCCGGGUGAAGUGAAGGUGGUAGCAGUAGGAUCUUUCACCAACAUUGCUCUGGCCAUUCGUUUAGAUCCCACAUUCCUGAGCAGAGUGAAAACACUGUAUUUGGCUGAUGGACGCGAAGCAUCAACACCAAAAUUUAACGUAGAGCAAGACGUGGAAGCUUACUACGCGGUGGCGAAGGCGGCGACGCCGGGUAAAGUCACCAUCGUCUAUUACCGAAGUCAAAUUAAUAUCACCACGGAAUGGCGCAGAAACGUCUUAGGCAGUCUACCAACUGUAAAGAUUCGAGCCCUCAACACUUUUGAAAGGAUAUCACUAAACUCAGCCGAACAAGCACAGUUCUGGUACCCGUUGGACCCCCUGGUUGUGGCUACGGCGCUCAACGAGGACUUAGUCACUGAAAUUCAGUAUGCUAAUAAUAGUGUUGUGUUGUGUGGCGACCAAAGAGGCGUGCUUAUUAACAACUUCACGUCGGAGGAAAAGGCGAACGUCAGAGUUUUCCAUGAAAUUAACUCGAGAAAGUAUCAAACUUACUUGUAUUCCGUUUUUGCUGCCGAAGUGAAAUAAUUGAAUACCGAC
Messenger RNA from Cydia splendana, 966 nucleotides. RefSeq names its product nucleoside hydrolase-like. The record is from RefSeq and is a predicted model, not a curated record. The transcript is spliced from 7 exons. NCBI's taxonomy places the organism in Eukaryota, Metazoa, Arthropoda, Insecta, Lepidoptera, Tortricidae. Gene Ontology annotation, molecular function: hydrolase activity, hydrolyzing N-glycosyl compounds. Bases 1 to 954 code for a protein of 317 amino acids.